This is a messenger RNA of Trichoderma harzianum CBS 226.95, 2253 nucleotides long. RefSeq lists its product as hypothetical. The transcript is spliced from 2 exons. Lineage: Eukaryota; Fungi; Ascomycota; Sordariomycetes; Hypocreales; Hypocreaceae. The record is from RefSeq and is a predicted model, not a curated record. The coding region runs from base 1 to 2253 and encodes 750 amino acids. Gene Ontology annotation, molecular function: zinc ion binding; DNA-binding transcription factor activity, RNA polymerase II-specific; DNA binding. Gene Ontology annotation, biological process: DNA-templated transcription; regulation of DNA-templated transcription.
AUGAGUUCCGCUCAGAUUGCCCAGCCCACCAAAGCCGAUGAGCCAGGUUCCCCGCGAACUGAUGGCCGAGGAACCGAAUCAUAUGCUGGACACCCACAAUUGAAUCCGUACUCGUGCUUGUCGUGUCGGAAGAAGAAAAAGAAAUGCGACAGAGUGUACCCUUGUGUUAAUUGUCGCAAAGCUGGUGCUGAUUGCUUGUUUGUGCCGAGACGGCCAUCAACUAGGCCAAAGACGACUCAAGGUAUGCUUGAGAGGCUUCAGCAUCUUGAGGGAGUCAUUGGUCACUUGCGAGACAAUUACAACCAAGGAGCAACGCAGCAGUCCCCUAAGACCACAGAAGUCCGUGCGAAUGCCAUCAUAGAAGGGAGAGAGGCUACACGUCGAUCUAGCCCGACCAACAACAGAGGAACGCAAAACGAUGCCGUUACCGAACUGGGAACAGAGCUUGGCAGGCUGGCGAUCGGAGAUGGACGUAGUAGAUAUAUCAGCAGUAGCUUCUGGGCAAGCUUGGAUGAAGAGGUAGAUGAUCUCAAGAGUUUGUUGAUGGAACUACCAGAUGAUCAAAAGGUGUGGAAUACACCUAAUUCUUUGGAAAUUGGAGUUACCAAUCAAAGUUUUAUAUUUGAAACCGGUGCUCAGCAUCAGUCUUUGUCUCGAUUGCAUCCGCCCAUGCAACACGCAUUGCUAUACUGGCGUCUAUUCAAAGAAAAUUGUGACCGCCUUAUCAAAGUUUUGCACAUCCCUACAUUUGAGCCGAUGAUUCUUCAAGCCGUCAAGCAGCCAAUUGGCAUACCGAAAGGCCUUGAGGCGCUCAUAUUCUCGAUAUACUUUUCCGCCGUGGAGAGCCUCUCAGAGGAUGAAUGCUGUGAAAUUUUUAGCAGUCACAAGGGUGAUCUCAUCGACACGUACAAGUUUGCGACUGAGCAAGCACUGGCUCGAGCAAAAUUCCUCGAAACGGACGAAUUAAUCGUUUUGCAAGCUUUCGUCAUAUUUUUGAUGAGUCUACGGAAUCAUUGCAGCAUUCGACUUAUGUGGAGUCUCACUGCUCUGGUAGUUCGUCUUGCUCAGAAUGCCGGCAUUCACCGCGACGGCACUCAUUUCAAUCUAUCUCCAUUCACGGUAGAAAUGAGACGGAGGUUGUGGUGGAGUAUAUGUGUUCUCGACUCUCGCGCCUGCGAAGACUCUGGCCAUGAUGCUACGCUUCCACAUGGUGGCGCGGACACUUACAUACCGCUCAACAUCAACGAUACAGAUUUGACUGUGCAAAUGAAGGAGCCUCCUCAGCCUAGGGUUGGUCUCACAGAGAUGAGUUUCAGUCUUGUUCGUUUCGAGGCAACAAGUUUAUUUCGACGACUCCAAUACGCCUUCACUAGUCCUGUUGAGAAAGGUGAUAAAGACCAAGAUCUUGCAGAAAAGAUGAAGGAAGUCUCUGAAAGCCAACAGCGACUUGAAGAGCUCUAUUUGAAAUACUGCGACUUGUCAGAUCCUUUCUCGUGGUAUAUCUAUACUAUUGCGCAGAUCGUUUUCACAAAAAUGCGACUUGUUGCACACCAUCCAUCUUUGCGUCGUGCUGGUUAUGCAGAGCUGCCUCGAGAGACGCAGGAUCGACUGUUCACAUCCUCUAUCACAAUUCUUGAAUAUUGGCUGGCCUUGAAUACGGAAAAGAAGACCCGAAAAUGGAGAUGGUUGUGUGAGACGUACAUUCAGUGGUACGCACUUACGUUUUUACUCUCCGCUUUGUGCGUCCGCUCAGACUGCGAACAAGUAGAAAGGGCUUGGAAUGCAGUAGAUGCCACUCUCCGUCUGGGCCUCAAGCUCUCAAGCACUUCCUAUAAAAGAACCGGCGCGGAGCCAAAGCGGUUGUCAGAAAUUGACGAAACAUCUUGCGAUGCGUAUAAGCCCUUGCGUAGGCUGAUAGAAAAAGCUCGUGCGGCGAGAUCCCGAAACUCCCCGCCAAAAGACAAUGUUGCUCCAGUACCGCAAGUAGGAGUAACAAACACAGCAACGCAAGAUGAGCCAGGAACGGCAAUCGGAGGAGUAGGGGGCGGAGUCUUACUGGCUGGAAAUUUCAUAGACACUGCAGCACUAGAUAGUAUCAGUGCAUCAGGGUUCUCCGCACCUCAAGAAAUGCCAGGCAUAUAUCACCAGUGGAUUUACGAUCUGGAAUUCCCCAACCAAGGCCAUGAUGUCGUCCCAGGUGCCAUGAAUUGGGAUAUUUCUCUGGGGACGGAUGCAUCUAAGACUUUCUUCUAG